Eimeria necatrix is the source of this 327-nucleotide messenger RNA. RefSeq lists its product as hypothetical. The transcript is spliced from 5 exons. The record is from RefSeq and is a predicted model, not a curated record. NCBI's taxonomy places the organism in Eukaryota, Apicomplexa, Conoidasida, Eucoccidiorida, Eimeriidae. The annotation marks the transcript as partial.
AUGCUGGAGAAACUUGGUCAAUAUGCGGAAAAGCUCUGCUUCCCUCAUCACCAAGCGCGUGACAAGGUAUUCGAUGCACUUUGCCCAAAGCUUGAUGGCACCGGCGAAGUGCAUCUGUUUGUUGAAAUUCAGGAGAUUUUUGGGCGCGAUGUACAAGCUGUAGUUGAGGAAAUGAUCAUUGUGGUUCUCACUGAAGUGGCCACAGCAGGCAUUCCGCCGGGGGGAACAACCCCUUUGGCGAUCGUCCUUGAGAAGCCACCUGACGUGCCCUGCACAGGCCGUGUCUUGAUUAAGCCAAAAGAUGGGAAAGCUCUUCUUGAAAAUGAG